UUCGUUCAGCUUCACAACAAACAUGGCGUCGGGCGGCGGCUUCACAUGAUCCGAACCCUCUCUAUUAAGACAGGGUUUCUUUUUUUAUAUUAUAUAUAUAUAUAUUAAAAGAGGUUCUUAUUUAUAUUGUGUUCGUCCCGGUCUCAGGAUGGAGUCCGCCCCGUUUCCAGAGGAGGCGCCGGAGAGAAGAGUGAGCGUCGUCGGCUCGGAGCUGGUGGACAACUACACUGUCUACAUCAUCGAGGUGAUGGACGGAGAGCACAGGUGGACGGUGAAGCACCGAUACAGCGACUUCCACGAGCUCCACGAGAAGCUGACUGCAGAGAAGAACGUCGACCGACGGCUACUUCCUCCUAAGAAGAUUUUGGGAAAGAACUCCAAGAGUCUGGUAGAGCGGCGGCAGAUAGAGCUGGAGCUCUACCUGCAGACGCUGCUGCAGCUGUUCCCGCAGGCCACGCCCGCUCCGCUCGCCUGCUUCCUUCACUUUCACCUUUACGAAAUCAACGGCAUCACAGCAGCGCUGGCGGAGGAGUUGUUCCACAAAGGUGAGCAGCUGCUGCAGGCCGGCGAGGUGUUCUCUCUGAGUCCUCUGCAGCUCUACUCCGUCUCCCAGCAGCUCCGUCUGGCCAAACCCACCUGCUGCAACGGAGACGCCAAAACCGACCUCGGACACAUCCUGGACUUCACGUGCAGGCUGCGAUACCUCAAGAUCUCUGGUACCAGUGGUCCAGUUGGAACCAGUAACAUCCGGGAGAACAGUCUCCCCUUCGACCUGUCUGUUUUCAAAUCACUGCUGCAAAUAGAGAUCAGUGAGUGCAGCUCUCGGCAGAUCCGAGGUCUGUCUUCUCUGAGGUCGAGUCUGGUGACCAUGAGUAUCCACCACUCCACGGAAACUAUGAUGUCGAUCCUGGUCCCGGAGUCCAGCGAGUUCUCGCAGUGGGAGCCCGAGGGGGCGGAGUCCGGCUGUCCCGUCACUGCCAUUAUCCCUGUAUGGAGAAACAUGACCACGUUGGACAUGAGCCGCAACUGCGUCAGCACCAUCGACAGCUCCGUGAAACUGAUUCGUGAGGUGGAGUUUCUGGAUCUGAGUCACAACCAGCUGACUUCAGUUGAAAACCUCCAGUACCUGUACAACCUGGUCCACGUGGACCUGUCCUACAACAGCCUGCGGGUCCUCGAGGCUGCUCACACGCGUCUGGGCAACAUCAAAACCCUGAGCCUGGCUGGCAACCAGCUGGAGCGGCUCACUGGCCUCACCAAGCUCUACUCGCUGGUCAACCUGGACCUCAGCCACAACCAGCUGGCCCAGUUGGAGGAGAUCAGGAACAUCGGUUCUCUGCCCUGUCUGGAGAAACUCAACCUGUCCAGUAACCCAAUGUGCAUCAUCCCAGACUACAGAACCAAAGUCCUGGCCCAGUUUGGAGACCGUGCAGCAGAGGUUUGUCUGGACGGCGACGUGACGACAGAGAAGGAGCUGGACACUGUGGAGGUGUUGAAAGCCAUUCAGAAAGCCAAAGAAGUCAAAGACAGGAUGAGCAGCGGCAACAAGAAGAUCAGUGAGGAGACCAGGCUGUCUGCUGCUGCACCUCCUCCUCCUCCUCCUCACCUCUCCUCCUCCCCUCCCUGUUCCUCCUCCUCCUCCACCUCCUGCUGCUCCUCUUCUGCUGUCGCUCCUCCUGCUGUCACCUCCUCCUCCUCUUCCUCUUCCUCUUUCUCCUCUUCCUGUCCGACCCAGCAGGCUGUCUGCCCCAGCCAAGAAGUGACGAGCAGAGAAGAAGCAGCAGUUUCCCCAAGUGUCCUGCCCCCUGUGGACGCUGCACCUCCCCCCGAAAGCUUUAACACCCACACACACCUGCUGUCUGCUGAACACGCCCAGAAACAACAACAACAACAACAACAACAGCAACAACAACCUGCUGUCAGUCUGUCUGAACACACACACUGUGGAGCUCCCUCAAGUAUUUCUGCUGCUACUACCACUACUACUGCUGCUGCUGCUGCUGCUGCUACCACUGCUGCUACUGCUGCUACUGCUGCUGCUGCUGCUGCCAUGGCUAGUAUCGUCUGCUGCGUCUGCUCCUCUUCCUCCUCCCAGCCAGUUGAGACUAGUUGCCCGUCGUGCAGCGCCACCUGGUGUCCUCUGCUUCCCUCUCACCUGCUCGCCCUAUCCUCCUCCUCCUCCUCCUCCUCCUCCUCCAACAACAACAAAGACUUCACCACCCAACUCUCCCAGUAUCUCUGUGCCGCCAUGAAGGAGGAGAAGAUGAAGAACGACGAGCAGCAGGAGAGGAAGGAGGAGAAGAGGUCUGAAGUCAGAGAGGUCCCGUCCCAUGUGGAGAGCACCGAGGUGGGGAGUCCCAGCCCUGGCUCCAGGGACGGAUACUUUGAGAUGGGUCUGGACGACUCGGUGGAGGAGUCGGUGUGCUCCUCCUCCUCCACGUCGCUGGCCACUCCUCCUCCUCCUCCUGCGGAGGAGCCGGGUGGCCACCAGGGGGAGCUGCGUGAUCGUGAGCAGGAGGAGGUGCACAUCAGCAGGGUUCUGUGGUGCUACUGCCUUCAGGUGGAGCAGGAGGUGGAGGUGGAGCAGAGGAGGGCGUGCCUGGUGCUGACAGACCAACAUUUGGGACUACUGCACCUGACAAAUAGUUUCACAUGGACCAAUCAGGACGCAGACCCGGGGCAGAGUCCGCCUGUGAAGGAGGUGCUGUCGAGCCUGCAGAUGAACUUCCUGCUGCCGUACUCCCAGCUCCGGCUCUCCUGCGGAGGCGAACUCCCAGACUGCUGCCUCGCCUUCGGACUCCAGUCUGGUCCAACGCGCUGGUACUUCUUCUCCGAGGCCGAGCAGCUCCGGCAGACCAGGGCCGAGCUGAGAGCGCUGAUCCAGGCCGCCGAGUCUCCCUCUGACCCCGAGCCCCCAAACACUCCUCAACUCCUCCCCCGUUCGCUCAUCAACUCCUGGGAGCUGGAGGAGAGUCAGGGAGCCAAGGGAGGCUUCCCUGCCCACCUUCUUCCCUCCUCCUCCUCCUCCGCCCCGGACACCCACUCCCUCCCGUCAGACAUCAUAUCCCAGGAAGAAGAACCCGGCCUCCCUUCUCUCCUCUUUCUCACCCACCGACACCUCUGGGUGCUGAAGAUGGGCUUCAGAGAGCUGGCAGAGAGACAAAGGAGCAAUGCUGACCUUCAUCCCUCCUCCUCCUCCUCCUCCUGUUGCAGACUUGUCCGUGUGCCCCUUAGCUCCGUGGUGCUUCACCCCAGAGAGAGAGCUCCUCGGGUCGGGGACAGAACCAGCAACACCUCCUGCCCCGACCCAAAACACCACCAGAGGAGGAGUCACGAGGUGGAGCUGCUGCUGGGAAAUCAGAGGCUGCUGCUGCUCUUCCCUCUGUCCCACGACAGGAGCUCUUUCCUGGGAGAGCUGAGCCAGCGGAGAGCCUCUCUGGAGGGGCUCAAAAUGUUGGCCCUGCCCCAAACCAGCAGGCCCUGUCCACACCGAGGAGAACACACGUGUACACAAGAAUGUUUCCGGCCCAGAGACCAGUGCUGUUGUCCCAGUACCAGGAAAUCACACCACUCCAGCAGCUGGGACUCCUCCCAUCUCCAGCUGGAGGAGAACCAGCCGUCCCCCCACCUCCUCGCAGGUCUCACCCCAGGUCUGAAGCUCCUGGCUGGGCUCAGAGGAGAGCAGCUGUUGGCCUUCUUCCACAGAUAUAUAGCACUGUCGGAGGCAGAAGAGGUGAGACAGGUCUUGUGGCUGUCUGUGGUUCUGUACAAGUCUCCAGAGGCCGAGCUCACCUGCUGCCUGCUGCUCUCCACCGACACCAUCUACUUCUUGUUGGAAGACUCCGCCUCCACGCUCGCACAUCACUCAGUGCUGGACAUAACGGACUCUGGAGAUACAGACGUGUGUCUGUGCUGCUGUCUGUCCAUCAGACUGUCUGAGCUGCAGUCCGUCAACGUGGGACUGUUCGACCAAUACUUCAGAGUCGUAGGUCGUUCGGCCGACCACAUCGUGUGCUGCCUCAGCAGGGACAGUUACGGGACGGGCGUCUUCCUCCAGGAGCUCAUGUCGGCUCUCAGUCUGCAGCAGCAUCUUCCUCCGCCAGAGCCGUCGGAUCAGGACUUCUAUUCCCAGUUCACCAGCACAAACACAGGUAAGAUGCAGAACUACGAGUUGGUCCACAGCAGCAGGGUGAAGUUCAUUUACCCCAGCGAAGAGGAGAUGGGCGACCUGACCUUCAUCGUGGCAGAACGGAAGACUCCGGCCAGCGCGGCGGCGACGUCGACGUCACGCUCCUUCAACGUCCUUCUCUACCUGCUGGUUUUCCAGGUCCAGAUGCCCAAUAGUCUGUCCAGUCAAGCCUCCUCCUCCUCUUCUUCUGGCUUAGCCCCGUCCCCUGUGCUCCAGCCCAGGACCCUGAUCCUGACCAGCACCGACGUGUUCCUGUUGGACGAGGACUACAUCAGCCAUCCUCUGCCUGACUUCGCUAAAGAACCUCCCUCCAGGGAGCGGUACCAGCUGCGCGAGGCCCGGAGGAUCCGGGACCUGGACCGGGUCCUGCUGGGCUACCAGACGUACCCUCAGGCUCUGACCCUGGUGUUCGACGACCUGCCCGGCCCCGACCUGCUCUGCCACCUCACCAUGGAUCACUUUGCGGCGGGAGGGGAAGAGGGCCUACCCCGGCGGGGCGGCGGCUGCGGAGCAGCCAGCGGGGGCGCAGAGGGCGAGGUCCAGUGGUGCGUCUUCGUCCCGGGAGCCGACAGCAGAGAGCGGCUGAUCUCGCUGCUCGCUCGCCAGUGGGAGGCGCUUUGCAGCCGGGAACUUCCCGUGGAGCUCACCGGCUGAUUGGUCGACCGGGGAGAACGGCAGACAUCACCUGAGUGGCUGGUGGUGAGCUGAUUGGCAGGUGGAGCUGUCAUGUGACUGGGGUUCAGAGCGUGGUUGGUUUAAAGGCUUCAAAUGAAGUAGUUGCGAGUCCCCCCCCCGUGUCUGAAGGCAAAGUCUGGCUCCGCAGCAUCGAGGGGUGGAUACGCGACGAAUCAUUCAAAACACACCGUGCCAAUCGCAACAUACGGACGGGAUGAGAUAUGUCUGAUUUGAACAGCCAUCUGUGGAGCUCAGACCUCAGUAAACAGACCAAAUGACUCUUUUAUUGACAAAGUCUCUGCUUGACGCCAUGUUUUUUUAACUCCGAUCUUCCCUUGACUAAGUCGAACACAGAGGCCCGAGGUAAUACGAAUCCUUCAGAUAGGGGUGACGCCUCACACACAGAAAGUCACACACUGGGCCUAUCGCUGUGUAAAAUGGAUGUCAUUGUGGAUUUUUUGGAAAUUAAGUUAGUAGGUAGCUUCAGAUUCUGUUCUGUGAUCUGACAAGCACUUUGUUUGAAGUCUGCUGACUCCUGUAGGCUUCUCACCAGACUGGAGGAGAUGAGGCUCUGCUCACGAUUUCACAGUGUUUGGAAAAAAAUGAGGGUAAGUAGGAUCCAACGGACGCCAUGACAGACAGUAGUAAUGGGAGGGAUCCAAGAUCUCACAAGGAGCUGGAAUAUUGGGAGUUUCUGGCACAACCUCACCUUGUUAGAGCGUCUCACACUGAGCGGAUUCAUUUGACUGACAGACACUCUUGCACGAUGGGGUGGGGGCUGCAAAAAACAGUCCACCGGAGUCUGACUGUAUUUUAUUUAUCACUACCUUUAAAAGAAAAAGUAUUUCACUUUUGGUGAAUCCUCUUGUUCUGUUCCGUUCUUCAGAGUCGGAUCAGCUUCACCUCCGUGCGUCCGGUACAGAGAGACCGAUCUGGGACGUGUUAAGCCUUGCUUAGCACAAAAGAAUAGAAGAAUCAAAACUUCACUCCCAACUCCAUCAAAAGGGGAAGAAGUAAAAAAAAUCCAUCUCCACCAUCUUCAAAGCCGUUUUAAUUUAUACAUGUAAAGUUAAAAAAAACAAAAACCACUUUUAUAUAUUUCCAUUUUUACACAUAUUCAGUCUGAAACGUGAAUGGAGGAUUUCCCCAAAUUGUUGUACAGUUGUUUUAAGUAACACACACACACACACACACACACACACACACAUAGCUGCUCGGCACAACAUUUUAUUCCUUGCACAUAGUAAUCGAAGCAGUAUUACUUAACUGUAUAUUGAGGCUUUUUAAUAAUAUUAUAUUUCUUUUUUUGCUUGGGGACAGACGGAUGUUUUCAAACCUGAAGCAGAUUUUGUACCAAACACGAAGGUCCCGAUAUAUUUCCAACAUGGAACUUUGAAAUGUCUGAAACUAUUAUUAUUUUAUUUGUGUGUUUUAUGUUAUGUUAUGUUGUAUGUCAAGUUUUUUUUGUACUGUACAUUACUGUUGACAAAUGGGAAGCCGGCCUCUGUUGGACGGACCUCCCCGCUCUCCACCACUUGUUUUUUAUGUUACAUGCCAUUUUCUUGUUAAAGGGGAAUGCCACUGGAUUAAAGUGAAGCUGAAAACUC
Molecule: messenger RNA, 6471 nt
Organism: Scophthalmus maximus (turbot)
Lineage: Eukaryota; Metazoa; Chordata; Actinopteri; Pleuronectiformes; Scophthalmidae
Gene: nisch
Product: nischarin
Exons: 28
Coding region: 149-4843 (1564 amino acids)
Cellular component (GO): cytoplasm
Molecular function (GO): integrin binding; protein kinase binding; phosphatidylinositol binding
Source: RefSeq, a predicted model, not a curated record